CACGUCCCGAUCCAGCCCCUUACCAUGCUAGCACUCACAGUAACAAUCCUAACAUGAACCAGCACCUACACCUGAACAUCACCACCCACCACCCUCGUUUAUUCUCCUCCCCCUUAGGCGCCUCCUCCUCCUCCAACAAAUGGGCCUCCCUGCCACAUCUCAUCGCAACCGACCCGUACCUUUACAGCUGGAAUCAGACCAUCUUUGCGCUGGCAGCUGAGUGUCUUAUCCUGCCGCCACCGCGGUACGUCGUGGACGGGACGAGCGGGGUGCUGGACGUGGCACGCGAGGUGCAGCGGCGGAUCAAGCUGUGGGCGUAUGCGUUUCGCAUGUCGGCGGAGGGUGGCAAAGGAAAGAUGAAAUGGAAGAGGAGGAUCUGGGAGGAGCUUGUUGUGGCUGCGGGGAAUGGGACAGGGACAGGGACAGGGACAGGUACCGGCCAGGGGUUUGACUUUGGGGUGCAAGGGGAUAAUUGGAAUUCCGGACACUGGCUUGAUGUUGCAGAGUUUUUGCUUGCGUUUUCGAUCGCCUACGACUGGCUUUACGACGCGUGGGAUUCGGCCGAGAGGGAGGCGAUUCGGUGGUCAAUCGUUGACCUGGGACUGCGGAAGGGUCUUGAGGCGUACCAGAACGAUGCAUGGUUUCUCUCGGUUAAGGGGAAUUGGAAUUGCGUCACGAACGGGGCAAUGGUGAUCGGGUCGCUGGCCGUCUACCACGAGGACCCAACCAAUGUCUCGGGACAGCUUCUCCCUCAGGCGAUCGAGAAUGCCGCAAAAUUCUGUGCCCAGUCUGUGGAAUCAGACGGGACGUGGGUCGAAACCCCUGACUACUGGUACUUUGGCACCCAGGCACAUGCCCAGCUAGCCUCGGCGCUGCUGUCAGCAACCGGCAGCACGCAUGGCAUGUUGACGGCGAACCCGGCAUUCCGGGAAACGGGUAUGUUCCACAUAUACAACUACGGCAUGACCGACAAGUUCAACUACGGCGACUGCGGCCCCGUAAAACUCACGGCGACCGCCAACGCGCUACUGUUCUACGGCAACGAGUUCAACAUGCCCCUGUACGCGCUCUACCAACGAGACCGGCCCGAUGCAAGCGACCCGCUCGCCAUGUUGUGGUACAACCCGCAUGUUACGGGCUCAUGGUACCAUGAUCUACCGCUUGACAAAGUCUUUGCCGAUUCUCAGGGUGCUUGGGUGUCGAUGAGAUCGUCCUGGACGGAUCCGUUGGGAAUUUUCGCUGCCAUGAAGGCAGGACGGAUGGUUGGUCAUGCAACACACGGCAAUCUCGACGCGGGUGACUUUGUCCUCGACGCCAUGGGCGUGCGGUGGGCGGGCGAGCUCUGCCAGGACGACUACUCGGCGCCGGGCUACUUCUCAAGCGAGGACCAGGACAGCCUGCGCUGGACCUACUAUCGUUGCCGGACAGAAGGGCAGAACACGAUAGUAUACGAUGGGCGUAAUCAGAGGGCCAAUGCCACAGCCCGAACCCGGUUCGAGAGCAGCCGGGCUGAUGACCAGAUUCUUGAAUCGCUGGACGACGGGGCGUUUUGGAUUGCCAAUCUCACCGAGGCCUAUAAUGGGACACACAUCUGGCGCGGCUUGCGGCUUCUCCGAGGACGGAAGCGGCUUCUGUUGCAAGAUGAGAUCCUCGAGGCGGAGAGGGGGAGUCAAUGGAGGAUGCAUACCAAUGCGUCGAUUGUAUACAGCAACAACGGGAGAUUGGCUCAUCUAGCACUCGACGGCAAGACGCUAGAUGUUCUGCUCGCAUCCCCUUCAACCGCCUCCUUUUACACGGCCCCCGCUGUCCGGCUAGUCACUGACCCCCGAUUGCCAAAUGACGUCCAAGACAUGGCAAACGAGGGCAUCAGCGUGCUCUGCAUUGACAUACCUGCCGGUAACUCCACCGUGGCCGUUGUCUUCUGUCCCCGCUGGGAGCCGGCCUCGACAUGUAUUAGCACUUCCAUUCAAGUUGUCCCUCUACAAGAUUGGAAACUGGAGAUUCCCAUAGGCUAG
Messenger RNA from Canariomyces notabilis, 2015 nucleotides. RefSeq lists its product as uncharacterized. The transcript is spliced from 6 exons. Bases 54 to 2015 code for a protein of 653 amino acids. The record is from RefSeq and is a predicted model, not a curated record. Lineage: Eukaryota; Fungi; Ascomycota; Sordariomycetes; Sordariales; Chaetomiaceae. Gene Ontology annotation, molecular function: lyase activity.